Messenger RNA from Dipodomys ordii (Ord's kangaroo rat), 2669 nucleotides. RefSeq names its product adrenergic, beta, receptor kinase 2 (gene Grk3). NCBI's taxonomy places the organism in Eukaryota, Metazoa, Chordata, Mammalia, Rodentia, Heteromyidae. The transcript has 24 exons. Gene Ontology annotation, molecular function: ATP binding; G protein-coupled receptor binding; G protein-coupled receptor kinase activity. The record is from RefSeq and is a predicted model, not a curated record. The coding region runs from base 1 to 2253 and encodes 750 amino acids. Gene Ontology annotation, biological process: regulation of signal transduction; G protein-coupled receptor signaling pathway; protein phosphorylation.
AUGCACCUAACGCGGCUAACCACCCACACCACGCAGCUAACCACCCACACCACGCGGCUAACCACCCGCACCAUGCAGCUAACCAUCCGCACCACGCAGCUAAGCAUGUUCACCCCGCUGACACCCGCCGACAUCCACCAGGUUGAGGCCCCCUUGAAUCACUCAGCGUGGUGGCUUACCCUCCAGCCACAGCACACGUUCCAGCAGGUACUAAAAAGCCUCAACCUUCAGCAUAUAUUCUCUGGCCACCAAAGAAUUAAAUCCUCCAAGCGUUUGCACAUGAAGGAGUACAGCAUUAACAUCCGGAGCGUGAUGCAGAGGUACCUGCAGGAGAGGAAUGAGAUAACCUUUGACAAGAUUUUCCAUCAGAAGAUCGGUUUCUUGCUAUUUAAAGAUUUUUGUUUGAGUGGAAUUAAUGAAGCUGCCCUUCAGGUGAAGUUUUAUGAAGAGAUCAAAGAGUACGAAAAGCUCCACAACGAGGAAGAGCGCCUGUGCAGAAGCCGGCAGAUCUACGACGCGUUCAUCAUGAAGGAGCUCCUGUCUUCCUCCCACCAAUUCUCAAAGGAAGCAGUAGAACAUGUCCAAACCCAUCUGUCCAGGAGAGAAGCAUCAGAAACCCUUUUCCAGCCAUACAUAGAAGAAAUCCGCGAGAGUCUUCGAGGCAACAUUUUUCAAAAGUUCAUGGAAAGUGACAAAUUCACUAGAUUUUGUCAGUGGAAAAACAUAGAAUUAAAUAUUCAUCUGACGAUGAACGACUUCAGUGUCCACAGGAUCAUUGGGCGAGGCGGAUUUGGGGAAGUGUAUGGCUGCCGGAAAGCAGACACCGGAAAGAUGUAUGCAAUGAAAUGCUUGGAUAAGAAGAGACUCAAGAUGAAGCAGGGAGAGACGCUGGCCUUGAACGAAAGGAUCAUGCUGUCCCUGGUCAGCACUGGGGACUGUCCAUUCAUCGUUUGUAUGACCUAUGCCUUCCACACUCCGGACAAACUCUGCUUCAUCCUGGACCUGAUGAACGGGGGGGACCUGCACUACCACCUGUCCCAGCACGGGGUGUUCUCCGAGAAGGAGAUGCGCUUUUACGCCAUGGAGAUCAUCCUGGGGCUGGAGCACAUGCACAGCUGCUUCGUCGUCUACAGAGACCUGAAGCCUGCCAACAUCCUCCUGGACGAGCACGGGCACGUGAGGAUCUCCGACCUCGGCCUGGCCUGUGACUUCUCCAAGAAGAAGCCGCACGCAAGCGUGGGCACCCACGGGUACAUGGCCCCCGAGGUGUUGCAGAGGGGCACGUCCUACGACAGCAGCGCCGACUGGUUCUCCCUGGGCUGCAUGCUCUUCAAACUCGUGCGAGGACACAGCCCCUUCAGACAGCAUAAAACCAAAGAUAAGCAUGAGAUCGACAGGAUGACACUGACUGUGAACGUGGAGCUCCCCGACGACUUCUCCCCAGAGCUCAAGUCCCUGUUGGGGGGCCUUCUGCAGCGGGACGUGAGCCAGAGGCUGGGCUGCCAAGGCCGCGGGGCCCAGGAGCUCAAGGAACAUGGCUUCUUCACUGGCAUCGAGUGGCAGCUGGCCUACCUGCAGAAGUACCCACCACCCCUUAUCCCUCCCCGGGGGGAGGUCAACGCUGCGGACGCCUUUGACAUCGGCUCCUUUGACGAAGAGGACACCAAAGGCAUUAAGUUGCUGGACUGUGACCAAGACCUGUACAGGAACUUCCCGCUGGUGAUCUCGGAGCGCUGGCAGCGGGAGGUGGUGGAGACGGUGUACGACGCGGUGAACGCCGAGACAGAUAAGAUCGAGGCCCGGAAGAGAGCCAGGAGCAAGCCUCUGGGACAGGAAGAAGGUUACGCGCUGGGGAAGGACUGCAUCAUGCACGGGUUCAUGCUGAAGCUGAGCACCCCGUUCCUCACGCAGUGGCAGCGGCGCUACUUCUACCUCUUCCCCAACAGGCUGGAGUGGCGAGGGGACACCGAGUCCCGGCAAAGUUUACUGACCAUGGAGCAGAUUCUGUCGGUGGAAGAAACUCAGAUCAAAGACAAAAAGUGCAUAUUGUUCAGAAUAAAAGGAGGGAAGCAGUUUGUCUUGCAGUGUGAGAGCGAGCCCGAGUUUGCGCAGUGGAAGAAGGAGCUGACCCAGGCCUUCAUGGAGGCCCAGCGGCUCCUGCGCAGCGCCCCCAAGUUCCUCAGCCGCCCCCAGGCCGGCAUGCUGGACCUGUCCAAGCCACCGCUGUGUCACAGGAGCAGCAACGGCUUCUGACCCCGGGAGCCUCGGGGGCUGCCGCCCCGCAGCAGAGCCUCAGGGGCUGUGAGAGGCCAGCCUGGCUGGGCUCCUAGACAUCGGGAGGCCCAGGUCACGGUGCCCUCAGAGGGCCGGACCGCCCCAGGGCGGGUCAGUCCUGGGCCUGCCUGAUGGCCGCGAUUGCACUGAACACUCCUGCCCAGCCGAGGUUCUUUUCCUUUGCUACACACUGGCGUUGGAAGCCACAGACCCGGGACUUGAGAUGACUCCUGCCGAUCGCGUCAGCUUUCCCACCUGACAUGAAACACGUCUCUGGCCCUCCGGGAGGAGAGGCGCAGACCUCCGUGCGGGACGGUGGAUUGCCCUCAGCCAGCGUGGCUGCGUGUGACCCGCAGUCGGCUGCGGCUGGCUCCGGGCCGCUGCUGGGCUGCGGU